AUGAACGAGAUGAAUAAAAAAGAUAUCGAAGCCUACCUAGUUCGCAAAGGAUGUGAAUGGAUCUUCAAUCCUCCGCACACAGCUAAGAUUUAUUCCUACUUAAAUAAUAAUUAUGAAUAUGUGUGCAGUUUAAUGAAGUAAAAUUCAUCAACUUAAGUCCUAAAGGGGGUUCUUUUUCAAUGGUUUUAGACCCAACUCUCAACGGUGAAAAUAUGCGAUUCUGACUAACAUUUUUUUAUCGGAUUAGUAUUUGCUCAUUUUUUAUCCAUUUGGCAUGAAGAAGAUAUCAUUCAACAGCUAAAAGCAUGAUCUUUCCGAAUGUGAAAAAAUAUCGUUCAUACGCUGAGUAAUUCAGAUACAAUAGCGCGCGGAAGUUCGAUUACCUUUUUUUUUAUACACCCUGUAUAAGCAUCCUAUAAUAAUGAUAAUUUGACGAAUGAAUGAGUCAAUAAAAUAUUCUCUAUUCGUAUUCCAGGUGCUGGAAGCGGCAAACAAGACGAGUUGGACAAGACAAAAUCUCCACUAACUACACAAACAGCUCCGGGCAGUGGGAAAGAAAACGUAGCGAGAAAUCUAUUUGAUAAGACGAGCUUAGAUGAUAAUGAAGGCAACAUUGUUCCUGAACGAGGAGAGCCUGAAGGCGAGAGUAAACAACCUGUUGUCACUGCUCAAAGACAGGUAUGUUUAAGAGGCAUUUUUUUCGCUGUGGGAUUGGUUGAGAAGGGACGAAUUAUUGGGGAAAGAGUACAGGAUGGAAUUAAAGGAUGCAGGCCCAUAUUACGAAAGGACUUAGGUAAUAUGGGCCUGCAUCAUUUUUUAAUCGCUAAAUUCUACCAUCAAAUCAAAAACCUUGCUUGACCGUAUUUGACAACCAUCAAUGUCGCGUACUUGCGAUGAAAAGUGUUCAAAGCCUAAAAUCUUUUUGGCGUUCCUCUCAAGAUUACUUUGUUUUAUCUUUAUUCUCUAGUUUAUACAGUUAGCAACCAUUUUAAAUGUAUCUGCCGGUUGAGAAACAUAGAAUAAUAGGAAAAAUUUGUUUAAAAAUACGAUUAAUAUUUUUGCACAAGUAAACAUAACAAAUCCCACAAGUUGAUUGGUCAAAUUUGACGAAUUAAGCUGUAAUAUUCACCUACAGGUGAAUAUAACACAACCGAAAUGUUCAAAAUGGCGGUUAGCCGUUUUGUGGACAUUAUACUGAUAAAGGAAUAAGCGAAAUUCAAAUAAAUUCAGUCCCAAAGAACACAAAAAUACUGAAACAAUUAUUCGCCUCAGGCUCGGUGAUUAUCGGGGAAUAUUCACCUCGACUUCGUCUCGGCGAAUAUUCCCCGAUAAUCACCUCGCCUUCGGCGAAUAGUUGUUGAUUAUCAGAUUCUUUAAAAAUGAUUGCAUGGCAAUAUAAGCAAACCUUACUGAACUUCAGACGUCAUUUUCUCUUUGGCGUACCAUCUAAAAUUUCUACAUUUUAGGUCCUUUGUUGAUCAUUGGCAGGGCGUUACACCAUCUGCAAUAUAGCAGUUGAAAUUACAAGAAUUUUAAAAGAUUUUGGAAAUUUUUUUCAUCGACCUCCCUCCCCCCAUUUUUUCCCUUCCGUUAUGCCAUCUGGAAAUUAACUCUUCGACAUUGUGUUCUAUCGAAGGAGAUAGCCAAAUUAUAGAUAAUUUAAAGCGAGGGUUUUUGGUGAUCAUGUGAUGCAGAAAUUCUCUUUUUUGUUUUUCAAAAUACAUUUUUGUUUUAUUUAGGCUGCAAUUGGAAAAUCAGAUAAAGACACCCCUACAGCAACCAAUGUUUCAACAAAAACUCCAUCCCCACCAAAAACAAGCAGUCCCAGUAGCACCACUGCAACAAAACCUUUCAUGACCAGCUUCAAUUCACCAUUCUCUACUGGUCCUUUUGUUUUUGGACCCGGAGACAUAAAACCAAGCUUUGGCGCUGUUUCAACACAAGUAUCCACCACGCCACCCGUUUCCAAGGCAACCACGGAAUCCAGUCCCCCAGAGCGCAACCCAGUUAAAACACAACCCGAAUCACAACCUGCCCAAAGGCUGGCAGCCCUUGGAUCAGGACUGACUUUAAACCCACCUCCUUUUGCUGGUGUUUUUAACUCAGCUUCAUCCCUUCCCGACCCCACUUCCCAAACCACGACUCCUCCCCUUGCAGCAUCGCCUCCGAUACAGACAAAUAUUACUCCUCCGAGCACUGCAGGUAUGUAAGAUACUAUUAUGCUGUUAUACAGUCUGUGAAAAUUUGUGCCAUUGCUUGUCGACCGCCCAGCAGCGCUACCCAGAUCUGGAUUCUGAUUGGUCAAGACUGAAUUUAAUGAAUUCUGAUUGGCUGAACUUAAAUAUCAACGACCGUUGGACUUUGAUUUUCAAAAUCGAAAUAUUAUUUUCUUUACACUUGAUUUUCAUUGUAAAUUUUACUGUUGUUUAUGCUUCAAACUACUAAAUUUUCGUAAUGUCUACAAAAAUGUACUACAGAUUAAUAUGAUAUGUAAUUAAAUAAGGAGUUGAAAAAAAUAACGGCAAAUCCUGAGCGUGAUGUAAUUUGUUUACGCGUUAUUCAAAGUCAGAACUUUGUUGACCAUUGAACUCAGCCAAUCAGAAUCCACUGCGUUUAACUGUGACUAAUCACCACGCCAUGCUAGGAUUCACGCCAUGCUAGGAUCACCCUAUACAACGCUCUUAUAUUACCUAUUUUGGACUAUGCGGAUAUUGUCUGGGGUAAUAAAGAUAACAUCACGUUAAUGAACAAGCUACAAAUAGUCCAGAAUAAAGCAGCCAAGACUAUACUUGAUUUGCCAAUGUAUGAUUGGUCGACUGAGGCCGUAAGUACUUAGGAAUUCAAGCCGCUCGGUGAAAGAAGAUUCGACGUUGUCUGUUAGUACACAAAGAUAAAGAAUGAUCAAAUUGAAUUUGACUUUGUACUAAAUAGUGACGUUCAUCAGUACAACACAAGAAGAAAAAACGAUUAUAACCUUCAGAGAGUAAAAACUAAUUGGGGCAAACAAACUUUUAGUUAUCUGUCCCUUAAUGACUUUAACACUCUACCAUCUGCUGUUAAGGAUACUAACUUUUUAAGUACUUUUAAAUUACAUUUUAAGUAGCUACCUAUGUAGCUACGGUGACUUUUGCAACGUAGAACACUAAUUUUUAGCAUAUUUUAUAGGUAAAUUUUUGCUAUUUUAUAUUGUAUGAUAUCUAUUUAUAUAUUGUAUUGUAUUGUAUUGUUAAUGUGUCUUGAGCAGGGCCUCAUUGAAAAACUCCUCGGAGAUAUGGGCACCCUGAUUAAAUAUCAUCAUCAGAAUCGACUACCCAGAUCUGGGUGGCGCAGCUGGGGAUCACGAAUGCUACAGACUGUAUUUUUAGAUAAUACAGCACCGCAAACUAAAUGACCAAAAAUAAUAAAAUAUUGUCUUAAGAGUAGGGGAACAUUGCGUCCUACUAAAAGGAGAUAGCAUAACAUUAAUCUGAGAUUUACAAUUGCAUUUAUAGAAAAAUAGUUUAAUCACAUUUUUUAUGUUCAUUAUUGCAGCCUCUACAACCCCAACUCUCGCAUCGACAACAACAACAACUGCAACUUCAAAUCCAACUGCAUAUUCAAAUCCAACAGCAACCAAGCCAGCAUUUGGAUCGACAGAAGUUAAACCACCUCUUGAAGAACCAAAACUUGACUUAAAUUCGCCAGCCGAAUCAAGCGAACCUGCCGAUGAGGUCAACAAAAAACUCACAUCAGACGUGAGUACGAAUGCCAAUGUAGUGACUGCAAGUCAGCCCAAUACAGCAAUACAACCUGCACAGCCCGCAAGUUCAGCUGAGCCUUUCAGUUUUGGAUUUGGCGGGAAUUCUGCUACCACGUCAGCUCCUAUAUUUGGUACCAGUACCUUUGGGUCGACAGCGCCGUCAUUUCAAGCAACACAAAGUAAGGCUGACACGCCUGCAAGUAAUUUUACACCCACAUUCGGAUCAUCGCCGUUUGGUGGUACUUCACAGAAUACGGGAGGUAAGAUAUUUUUCUUUUUAGCUAGGCUUUGUUCACGGGCUAAUGGAUAAAUUUGGCCAACUUUGUUCACAUGAUUGCUACCCAAUUCACAAAUUUAGUUUAUUCACAUGCCUAGUAACUAUUGUUUUAGUUUAGAGAUGCACAAAAUUGGACAAAGGUACCUAAGCUUUGAACGAAAUAUAUCCAAAAUUGUGUUUAAAAUGCCGAUAAUAAAAUGUUUCUAUCAUAAAUUUUUCUAUGGCCAAACACCGAAAGAUCUCACUGGCUUGUGUGAAAUAAUAUAAUAAUAAUAAUAGAAAAAGUGAUUGAAAUACGACCUAAGAAGAAAACUGACAUUUGUUCUGCCAAGACCAAAGACCGACUAUUUGAAAAAAGUCCAUAACAUUCAAGGCAGUUUCUUUGUGGAACUCGAUGGGCAAUGAAACAAGAACCAUUAAUGACUUAAAUACUUUUAAACGCUCAUUCAAAGAUGUUAGGUUUUAAAUGGAGCAUUUGAAAUUGUAAUUGAUAUAGUUGUGUAAUUUAAGUCAUUUAUGUAGUAUCAAUUCAUGUUCAUAUCUAUACACGACCACAUCAGCUUUGCUGUAGUUUUUAUCGUGUGAAAAUAAAUGCUUUGAUGUACUAUUUAAAACAUGAGCAGCAGCGUUUAUCAGAUAUAAAGAUACGAGGCGAAGCCGAGUAUCUUUAGGUCUGAUAAAACACGCACUGCGAAUGUUGUAAAUUGCUUCAAAAACGAUCGAUCUAGUAAGUUCAUUGCCGUUAGCAAUUUUCAAAAAACACGUUGGUUAAGUUGAGAAAAUCAAAGUUAAAGUUUAUGUAAAUCAAGGGAAAUCUCUAUCACAUAUAAAGAUACGACACGCUUAUGAUUUUUCUUUGUGUUUUCCUCAUGAAGUAUUAAUGAAUUUUUGAUUGAUUGAUUGAAAAUCAAGCCGCACACGCUCGAAAAUUAAAGAAUUUGCUCCCCCCUAAAAGACCCUGCACUUUUACAUUUCACCACCUCCUCGUCCCUCUUUCGUGAUGCCCCCCUCCCCCUUAAUUCUUAAAAGAGGCCGUGUCUAAUUUGACUCCUAAUAUAUUUUUAUAUAAGUUCAACUUCGUUUAUUUUGUAGGAUUUGGCAUGGCCAACGUCAGUAUACCAAGUGAAACAAAACCAGGUGCCUUACAAUAAUAAUGUUUUACAAAUCCAUGUUUCCGUUUGGUCGUAACGGUCGUAAAGACAGAGUGACGAUCGUUCUCAUCUGCCAGAUCUAAUAGUUUCUUGCCUGUAAAUCACAUAUAAAUCAUAAGUAUUCUCUAUUUAUAAUCACUGUACUUAUUUUCAUUCCUAAGCUGUUGUAUUUUGGCUGUUGAGAAAGAUCGUGACUCGUAGCGACCGUUGCGACCAUAAGGAAACCAAGUUUAAGAUAAAAUCAUUCCAGACCUGCACUCCCCAAGAUUUUCAAGCUUCCAUAUUCACUCUGCGAGGAAAACGAUAUUUUGUAAAUCGGAUUUUUGACCUUGUUGGCUUCUUCUGAAGCUUUCUUCUUAACACACUGCUAAUGGUAAGUUGGGCGAAAAACAAUAAACACGUGACGACUAAACCGACCAUUUCUUGCAAAAAAACAAGACCAAAACAUAGAUAAUGAGGUAAAUUAUAUGUGACUACCUAAAACUUGACGACUGACGAGUAUGAGCCUUGCGAUCAUCGUCUUCCCGUCGCUUGGUCGUUCCGCGUGUCUCUGGUACCUUUCAAGGCGAGGCUGCUCGGGUGUUCAACGAUCUUCCCGAAGACUUUCGGAACUGUACUAACUUUAGAGAGUGUUGCCGAAAUUGUUUCGCUCAUUUCAGGGACUUAACAAUGAACAAAAUUAGUAACAUUUCGUAACAUUUAGUCUGCAAUACAAUGUGUUUAUAAUGUAUCCAUUAUACGUCUGUAAUAUACUAUAAUAUUAUAGUAAUUAUUUAAAAUUCUGUCAGAAUAUAGCAUAAUAGCCACAAUAUGGAAAUGCUAUUAAACCAUUAUUAUUUAUUAUUAUUACUAUGAUUCAACUUGUAAAUUAUAAAAGUAAGAUUACUUUUUUCGUUCAAAUAGCAUCUGGUUUCGGAGGUGGAUUCUCAGGUCUUGGUGGUAAACCGAUAGAGCCUAACAGAAAUCCGUUUGAAGUGAAUCCAUCGCCUCAAAGCUCAGGUUGGCCUAUUAUUGAAAAUCAUUGUGCCGUUUAUGGGAAAUAUGAAUAUUAAGAAGAUUAAGAUCUAAGGGGUUUGGCGGAGAUUUGUUUAAUUAUGUUUGUGUUUUCUAGAUUCGAGCUUGUUUGGAAAUGCUGCUGCCACGUCAAGCCCUAACCCAUUUCAAGUAAGGUUUUUCAUACGCGAAAGUCGUUAGAAAACUUUAGAUUUUGCUUGAAAAUGCUCGCCAUCUUCUUACGCCAUAGACAAAUUUCGCUAACGAUGUUUACACCCACAUCAUAGCUUUAGGUUAUACUCACACACCCAUAGUGUUUGACACAUGCACUAUUUGACUAUCUCGUGUUUGCUAAGGUUUUAAAAGCUAUGAAAAUCUCUAUUUUUAUAUCAUUUGUAGAGUCCGGGAUCAAAGCCAGUCUUUGGUUCGACAGGUAUGUUGGAAUAUCUUUCUUAGAUAUAUUAUAGUUUUCAGAAAAGAGAAACAUUUUUUUUCUUUUUUUUGUUAUACAUUUAAGCGUCUUAAUCUAGUCUGUCAAGAUAUCAUGCUCUGGAAGCUCCGGCAAACUUCACAGCUACAAAAUAGAAGAGCUUUGUUUGAUGUUGAACUGUGCCUCACCGUGCACAAAUUCUUUCUCUCAACUUCAUUAAAUAUUAUUCAUCGUGGUUGUACGUUACGUUUCGUCUCAGCUAUCCCUAUUGGACGGUUACUUAAUUAUACGAAAAUACAAUGAGCUGAAUCACUGUGAACGUGCACAAAUUAACAUAAGCUCAGACAAAAACAUAAUACAAUGACUUCUGUUUAGUUUCCAGACCAUCGUAUCCCUUAUGUGUGACCCUUGUUCGCGCCAAGCGAAUAGUCCAUCUGAAAUGGCCUAUCGAACAACAAAUGUCGUCAUUGUGUUUGGGAAAAUAUUUGGCUAUACCGAUUGUACUCUUUGCGCCAAUUUUUGCGGACUAACGCCAGUAUUCUAAAAGCUCACUCACACUCAAUGAGUGGAGGUUCAAUCGGAGCUUGCCGCUAUUAGUCCAUACCUCAUUAAUGAUCUGCCUCCAGACCUAUGUGCCUAACCCACCCUGUCAACUUUCCCUGUGGGAGGAAACACGGAGUGCCCGGAGAAAACCCACGACUUUCGGUAGAGCGUUGACUUUUACUCUUUUCACAUGAGGACUGGGUUCGAGUCACAUUGAGAAGUUCUCACUGAGAUUCGAACCUGCGACCUUAGAGGUGAAAGGCAAGUGCGCUAACCACUUGGCCACCGAAGCUCCAGCUAUUCAAAAACAGCAUUGACACUCAAGAGAAGCUCAGAUUGAACCUCCACUCAUUGCGUGUGAGUGUGAGUGUGAGUCAGCUUUUAGAAUACGGACGUAAGAAAGGCUUAAGAACGGUUUUAAAAUGUGUCUGUUAGGUUUUGGUGCAAGCCCUGGGAACACUGGUGUUGGAUCAACUGGAUUUGGAACGCCUUCAGGUAAUGAGUGUUGUACUAUGGGUUGAGAUAAAACACGGAUGCGGAAUUACGAAAUUGUGGAAUUCUGAGCGCAAAAAGGGGAAAACGCGGAAAAGGUGAUAAAACGCGGACAAUUAUGAAAAACUGACUGAACAUCAGACAUCAUUUUCUUUUUGACGUACUAUUAUUACUAUUAUUAGUAGUAGUAUUUACAUUUAUUAGAUUUAUUUAUUUACAACACACGGUAGCCAUUCGUGCUCGUUGUCUACAUAAGUAUUACAAUUAUAAAAAAUUAACAUCAAUACUAGAACUUUUACAAAGUUAAGAAGUGGAGAUUAGUUAUCUAGAUAUAUUUCAAGGAAUUAUGAGAUAUAGAGUAAACGUUACUUUGAAUAUGAUCAUAUACACUAUUCCAGCAAGAAAAACUUCUCUUGCGGAAGUUGGUUUUGGCCUUCUCGUGGAUUAUUGCGUCAAAUAAUUUGGUGCUGAACCUUUGGCGUACUAUCUCAAUUCCCUUAAUUUUAGCAUUAUUUUAUAGAUCUUUAUCUAAAAUCGUACCAUCUAAAAUUUCUUCAUUUGCAUUAUUUAACAGAUAAAUACUUUUAACAUAUUUUUAAGUGUGUUUACCGCUUGACAAACGUAUCAAAGACAGACAAAUUUGAUUAUAGUCAUACCAAAUGCAAAAGUAUACAGCAGCGUACAGUUUCGUGUUCAUUGACAGUGAAAACAAUCAAUUUUUAAAGUGCCUAUGACACGAAAUUUCACCCCAAAGGUUUAUGGUUGCAUUGUAAAGAUCACUUAAAAUCAGUUAAUAAUUUCUUUUAUAGAAUUUUGGUAACUUGCUUCCUUUUCAAGAUAUUCAACUUUGUUUCGUAUGCAAAUAUCACCGGUGUGACAUCACAUCACAUAAUGAGUUUUCAGAAAAGUAUAGUUUUCAUGAUGAAUACGUAUCUAAAAAACUUAAAAAUUGCCCUUGUAUAUGUAUUUGUUUCAUAACUGGUCAUUAACCCUCUGUAUUUGUUUGUAAAAAUAUUUUAUCAAGGUAAAAUAUUGCGUUUUCAAAAUCUCAUGCUAUGUGAUGUCACACCGGUGAUAUUUGCAUAUAAAACAAAGUUGAAUAUCUUGCAAAGGAAGCAAGUUACCAAAAUUCUAUAAAAGAAAAUAUUAAGUUAUUUUAAGUGAUCUUUACAAUGCAAUCAUAAACAUUUGGGGUGAAAUUUCGUGUCAUAGGCACUUUAAAGAAAUGAAUAAUGAUGAUAAAUUUGAAUUUGCAUUGCGGGACUAAAUUGUCGCGCUGGCUACGCCACUGAAAGUAUAUUCAUUAGUUCUGACCACGCGUUACGUAACAUGUACAAAAGAUUCUUCUUUUAAUAAUCAUAUACAAGUUUUAUAUGUUUAGCCGCUGUGCCGUCGUUCGGCAGUCCGCCUUCAUUUGGCUCAAAUCCUACCUUUGGUGGUAACCCUACAUUUGGUGGUAAUCCUUCCUUUGGCGCCGCCCCCGCGUUUGGUGCUGCACCCGCAUUUGGUUCGCCUCUUUCAUUUGGUGGAGCACCCGCGUUUGGAUCUGGAGCUGGUGGGACAACUUUUGGUGGUAGUCCUUCCUUUGGGAAUACUGCCAGCAGUCCUUCAAGGUAUGACUAGUGUCAUUUGUUGUGUUGAGGUACGGUGUGGUUUGAUAUGGUGUCGUAUUGUGUUGUGAGGUAUGGUAUGGUACAGUAUGCUGUAGUGUUGUAUGGUGUGAUAUGAUUAGCAUACCACACAACACUAUACUACACCAAAGGUGCCGUAUAAUGUGGUAUAGUAUGGGAUGCUAAUUUGUGGUAUAUGAUAUGUUGUGUGGGUAUGCUGUGGUGUGAUAUAGUUGAGUAUAGUGUGGUAUGUGGUGUGGUAUGCCCUGGUGUUAUGUACUAUGGUAUGAUAUGGUGUGGUACAUGAUAUGGUAGAGUAUAAUGUAGUAUUGUAUUGUGUGGUAUCAUGGCUUAGGUUGUAUACGUUUCAAGCACGGUCGCAUACGCUGGCAUACGGCGAGGCAGAAAAUUUUUUUUAAGCAAGUUCAAAAAUUUUGUGCGUAUUCAGACGUAUGAUUUAUACGAUAAGCAUACUCUAGGCACACGCUGAAUACGCUAGAGGUACGCCAGAUGUACGGUACUCAUACGUGGCAUUUCAAAAAAUUUUUGUGCGUAUGAAAAUUAUUUCAUUAAUUUUCAUAUGCUUCUCAUACGUUUCUCUCAUACGCAAUAGUGUGACAGGGCCUUAACCAGGAAUAGUUGCGGAAAAUUCAACUUUAUGUCCCUGACAAGAAUCGAACCUGCAGCCCUGCGAUUCCAGUGCAGCGCUCUAACCAACUGAGCUACAUAAUUUCCAUCGAUAAUUUCCAUCAAUAACACCCGUCAACUAUGGUAUAUAUGGUGUAGCGAGAUGGCAUGGUGUGAUGUGAUAUGGUAUGGUAGAAUGUCGUAUUGGUAUGUGCUGUAAUGUGUGGCGUGGCUAUUUUAUCAGGUCAAAUUUGUUUAUCCUAUGUAGGGUUUUUGGAUCAGGAACGGAAACAGCAGGCGUGUUUGGGUAAGCCGAAACUUCAAACUGGGAAAUUAUUUUUAGUCGGGUCUAACAGAUUAAUUCUGGUUAAAAUAUAAGGUUUAACCAGUUAAUCAUCAUAAAACAUUGUUUAUUUCUUUACAGUAAUUCAUCUUCGACUCCGUCAUUUGGUUCGCUAUCGUCCCAUUCAAGCAUGCCUUCAUUUGGCGGUUUUGCUGACGGACAAAAUGCUGCUGGUAUGAACCAGGGACAAGGUUUCGGCCCAUCAAUGUAAGUAUGAUUUAAUGAAAUUCGACCACUACCAAAAAUACACAACAUGUAGCGCCAGAGAAUAUGUCACAGUAACACCCAAUCACGGAGAACCCUUAAUUGCAUAAGGGACGGACCAUUAGAAAAGUGAUAAGGGGGGUUUUCUAAGAGGCAAUACUUUUUUUUGUACACCUAUAGAAGAAAUUUUUUUUCUUACUUGAUGGCUGGAAAUUUUUUUUAAGUGCAAUUUGGAAAAAACAUGCACGAGUGAGUUUUUCAAAGUCUUUGAAAAACUCACGAUUAGAUGUUUUCCCAAAUUGCUCGAGAAACCAUACUAUUAUUUGUUAAUAAUACACAUGAAAAGUUUACGCGCUUCGAUAACACCUGUGCACUCACCCCCAUCAAACUGUUCUUAAAGCGUUCAAUAUUAGUUUUGGGCAAUUGACUUGUUCUUUGUCGUAAACGCAGCGACGAGUCCUUGGCCGAGUCCUUGACGAGUCCUAAUUUUAAACUCUGUCGAGAAAUCCAACUCCUAAAAUUUGUCUCAAGUCAUUUUGCACGCGAUUGUAGGUUCAGUUGAACGCUUUUCGUCGCAAGUACGUAACAUAGAGAAAAUAUAUGCUCUUAAUUUAUCUUCUUUAGGUCAGGAUCCUCGUUUUCUUCGUAUCGAUAAUAAAGACAUUAAAGAAAUGAUAUGGCAUCAUAAGUACAUCUAAUAAAUUUUCUAGGUUUUUUUCUGAGAUUUGUUAUUGUUGUGUGUAAUUAAUCCGCAAGUCGCAUGCACGCAUAAAAUGCUCACAACUGGUCAACAAGAUGUGUUCGCAAUAGGCUUGCAGCAAGCUUGCCAACAAGUUGUAACAAUGCUGUUAUUUUAUCAACUUGCUACAAGCCUCAAAGUUCUUGCUCACAACUUGUUGAGAAAUUGUUGAAUUGCAGGACGAUAGUCUGCUAUCGCAGACUAAUGCGAUAGCAGACUUGUUGAGAAAUUGUUGAAUUGCAGAACGUUAGUCUGCGAUAAGACUAAUGCGAAUAUUGCACAAAUAGUCAUGUCGCCAACAUCACAUGACGUCAUAUGAGCUCGGCUGAGAAUUUUUGCGCUCUUUUUUUUGUUUAUUUUGACUUGCUUAUAACAAAAUAAGGCUCGUGCAAUGUUGAAGUCAACUUUAAAGUCAUGGGGCAUAUAAAAAGAGUCCGUCAACGCUCUGCCGCAAGUCGUGGGUUUCUCCGCGGGUGAUCUGGUUUCCUCCCACAGGGAAAGUUGACAGGGUGGGUUAGGAUAAACACAGUUAAGAAAGUAAUAUCACAAUUGUUGUAAAGAUAAAAUAGUCUAGGCUAAGUAAGUGAUUAGGUAAGCUAAUGCAUAUAUGGUGUAAAGCGCAUUUGAUUAUAUCUACAUUUGCUUUAUAGAAAUCGUAAUCGUAAAGUGUUUCUAGUUACACUUGAGUCAGUCAGCCUUUCUCACGAUGACGAAUAUGACAUGGCGGGAGCACGCGGAAUCAGCUGGAGGGGAAGUAAUGAAACGAUUAGGAUUGUCAUCUCGAAUUAGAAACUCUCUAACACUUGGGACAUCAAAAUGUGUCUAUAACACUAUAACAUUACCAAUAUUUGACUAUGCUGAUAUAAGUUGGGGAGCGAUGUUUGACAAACGUGCGAUAGUGAAAUGUAAAGAUUUCAAAAUAGAGCGGCACGCAUUGUUGUUAAAAGUAAUCGCGCAGAAAAUUGCUUCCCUUCGCUCAACUGGCUCCAUCUUUUGACACGGAGAAAAGUUCAUAUAUGUAUUUUAAUUUAUAAAAUUCUAAAUGCAGUAUUGCACCAACUUAUCUUGAUAAUUAUUUUGUCAAAAACGUUAAUAUUCAUAAUUUCAAUACAAGACGUAAGGAGAAUUUUGUAUUACCCAGAGUAAAUAGAGAACUUGGUAAGAAAACUUUUAGGUUUCAAGGGGCAAAAGACUAUAAUGAGCUACCACCUGAAAUUAAGAAUUCUCUAUAUUAACUUUAGCUAGUUUUAAAAGUAGAAUUAAACAGCAUUAUAUAUCUGAACUGUAAAUAUGUUGGAAUUAGUUUGGAUUAGACAUAGGAUUGCAUAUUUUAUGUAUUUAGCUAAUAAUAUGCAGGGCCUCUAUGGAUAACAGCUUAACAGCUGAUGGGCUACCCUGCCAGCUGAUGGGCUACCCUGCUAAAAUAAAGUCACAACAACAAUAUCCGCCAUUUUUGGGUGGCAUCUAAUUCUCGUUAACCAAUGCAGACAAUUAAAACAAUGUGAAAAGCAAUUUUUCAAAAUUAAUUAACCAUUACAAAGCAAUUUGACCCUCACUGGCCCAAAAAAUGAUAAAAAGUCGCUGUUAUGUGGACUUAUCCCGCAGACUUCGGCCGAAAAGCCACUCAAAAAUGGCGGCGUGAGAAAGGC
This is a messenger RNA of Paramuricea clavata, 12797 nucleotides long. Lineage: Eukaryota; Metazoa; Cnidaria; Anthozoa; Malacalcyonacea; Plexauridae. The record is from the annotation of a GenBank genome assembly.